CUCGCAUCGAAGCAGCUUCCCGCAGUACUAUAAUAAACAAGUUCCCCCCCUCCAUGCUCGUUCCCUCUUUUCGCCCCCAUCUCCAGUGGCGGCUCGGGGAAACCCUUGUUGGGGCGGCGCUUCAGGUCAGUAAUCUCAGCGGUCCCCUCUACAUUCUGUCUACUUUCCCGAGUUCUACAUCGGUUCCAUCUCAAUUGGGCCUUUCUCCGCGCUCUCCACGCUUCCAACCAGUUGAUUCUUGUAGGAGUUUGGUGGGAUGAUUGAUUCGGCUCGAAUCUAAAUUUAUUCCCCUUAUUGUUUGAUUUUAUGAGAUUUAUCGGGGGUUUUCGAGUCUGCCUCGCUUGGUGAGUUCUAGGGUUUCGUCCCGCUAGAUUUAUCCCCUUUCUCGAUUUCUAGGGUUUCUUUUGGUAAAAAACAAGAUUUGUAACAUGGCUGCCGGUCGAUAUGGUGGGUAUCGGGAUCACGAGUUCCGGGACCGUGAAGCGGAUGUAGAGAACUCUAGCAGGAGGGAUUAUUACCAGGGUCGUGUCCGUGAAGGGGGUCGCGAUAGGGACCGUGGCCGGAGUGAUCGGGACGUGCGUGAUAGGGUUAGUGCUAGCCAAAGAGACAUCACGGAAACGAAAUCGGUGAAUGGCUCCUACCGCUCCCCCAUGUCUAGCAAUUCGAGUGGUGGAAGCGGGCAUAUUCAGAAAAUGAGCCACCUCUCUGAGAGAGAUGUCGACCGUGAGACCGGGGAGUUGUCCAGUGGGAGCGGAUCAGAUGAUGCUGAAGCGCCUGUUUCAAAGAUCAGGGAGAAUGGGAUCCAGAAUCAGGAGAUUGAUGACGUUUCUAUGCCUGUUAGGAAAAGGAAAUUCUCUCCAAUCAUUUGGGAUAGGGAUGACAAUAAGAAAUCCAGUGUUUCUACUCCCAGGAGUAAGAUCAGCAAGGUUGAAGAUGUUACACUGCCUCCACCACCUCCAUUGCCUCAGGGUUUUGUACCACCACAGGUUGUUGAACCAUCUCUUGGGAAUGAGUUGCCUCUAGAUUCAAAUGUCUCUGUAGAUUUACAUCAGGAACAGUCAGAAAAUAACAAUCAGGAGGCCAAGUUGGUAGAUGAGUAUUAUGAGGAACCUGCACCGGCUCGGAGUAUUUCCUUCUCCAGAUGGGCUGAUGGAAACAGUGCUCUCGACGAUGAAGAAGAUGAACUCAAGGAGGAUGAUGCACGGAAAAGGAAAAAGACUAAUCCUUUGUCCAACACUGCAGGGCAACAACUGUUGAAGAAGUCACCGACUCCUGAGCUAGGUGAGGUUAUUGUGAGACAAAAUUCCAGUGGGGCUUUGUCUAAGCUCUUUGAUUCAGAGGGAGAGCAUGCAGAUCAUGAUCAGGAGGUUGAGGUGGAUGGGAGUGAUUAUAUGGAUGUUGACAGGGAUGAGUCUAAUGCAGAGACAAGUGAUCAACUUUCUGAUACCGACUUUGAUGCUGAAGAUCAUAGGUCUAAGACACCUGAAGCAGCACAGACGCCCCAAAGGAGUAUAAACAUGCUGCAAGGUUGUAGGAGUGUUGAUGAGUUCGAGAGGCUGAAUAAAAUAGAUGAAGGCACCUAUGGUGUUGUGUACCGUGCAAAGGAUAAAAAGACAGGGGAGAUUGUAGCAUUGAAAAAGGUUAAAAUGGAGAAGGAGAGGGAGGGUUUUCCACUGACGUCACUUAGAGAGAUAAACAUUUUGUUGUCUUUUCAUCAUCCUUCAAUUGUCGAUGUUAAGGAAGUUGUAGUUGGUAGCAGCCUGGAUAGUAUAUUCAUGGCAAUGGAAUACAUGGAGCAUGAUCUAAAAGGGCUGAUGGAGACUAUGAAGCAGCCAUUUAGUCAGAGUGAGGUUAAAUGCUUGAUGUUGCAGCUGUUUUCAGGUGUCAAAUACCUUCAUGACAACUGGGUACUCCAUAGGGAUUUAAAGACAUCAAAUCUUCUUUUAAAUAAUCGUGGAGAGUUGAAGAUAUGUGAUUUUGGCUUGUCUCGUCAAUAUGGCAGCCCAUUGAAGCCUUACACUCACUUGGUGGUGACAUUGUGGUACAGGGCACCAGAGCUUCUGUUAGGAGCUAAGGAGUAUUCAACUGCAAUUGACAUGUGGUCCUUAGGAUGCAUAAUGGCUGAACUUUUAGCAAAAGAACCAUUAUUCAGUGGAAAGACUGAGUUUGAUCAACUUGACAAGAUAUUCAGGGCACUCGGUACCCCGAACGAGAAGAUAUGGCCUGGAUUUGCUAAAUUACCUGGGGUUAAAGUUAAUUUUGUCAAGCAGCCGUAUAAUAAGCUACGGGAAAAGUUUCCUCCUACAUCAUUUUCUGGACGUCCAACCCUGUCUGAAGCCGGUUUUGACUUAUUAAACAAACUUCUUACAUAUGACCCUGAAAAGCGAAUAACAGCGGAAGCUGCACUUAAUCAUCACUGGUUCUGUGAGGUUCCAUUGCCAAAGUCGAAGGAAUUUAUGCCUACUUUUCCUGCUCAACAUGCUCAGGACAGGCGCCUACGAAGGAUAAUGAAGAGUCCUGAUCCACUUGCAGAGCAACGGAAGAAGGAAUUGCAACAAGGGGAACUAGGUCUUUCUAGUCUGUUUGGUUAGAGGACAGGUACAGAGCAUUGCUGUGGUCACGAUUGUGAGUGCUGCCUGGCACUUGUAGACAGAAAUUCAUAUUCACUAAUAUCUUAGGUGAGAUAUUUUGCUGGUGACAUUGUGCAACUUCAUUGGUAUCGAGCAACGAUUGAUAAUAUUGUUUAGCAGGCACCACUGAUGGUGUGGAUGACAAUGAAGGAUAUUAUCUUCCCCUUCUCCACCAAAACACCAUGUACUUCAGGCAUUUUCUUUUUUUACUUCAGCAGCAGUUAAUCGUUUAAGGUGUGGGAUAUCAAAUUUUAUCUUGGCAGUAUCAAUUUCCUCUCAGACUUGUAUAUGUAACAUAUUUCUUAAUGGUGAAAGACUGGAUUUAAUACCAAAUAUUAAUUGAUACGUUAAUACAUUAUUUUGAUCGUUCA
Musa acuminata AAA Group (dessert banana) is the source of this 3001-nucleotide messenger RNA. Its product is annotated as cyclin-dependent kinase G-2-like. Gene Ontology annotation, biological process: regulation of mitotic cell cycle; protein phosphorylation. Bases 429 to 2591 code for a protein of 720 amino acids. Gene Ontology annotation, molecular function: protein serine/threonine kinase activity; ATP binding. NCBI's taxonomy places the organism in Eukaryota, Viridiplantae, Streptophyta, Magnoliopsida, Zingiberales, Musaceae. The transcript has 7 exons. Gene Ontology annotation, cellular component: nucleus. The record is from RefSeq and is a predicted model, not a curated record.